Vitis vinifera (wine grape) is the source of this 3297-nucleotide messenger RNA. RefSeq names its product putative disease resistance protein RGA3. The transcript has a single exon. Gene Ontology annotation, biological process: defense response to other organism. Lineage: Eukaryota; Viridiplantae; Streptophyta; Magnoliopsida; Vitales; Vitaceae. The coding region runs from base 1 to 3297 and encodes 1098 amino acids. The record is from RefSeq and is a predicted model, not a curated record. Gene Ontology annotation, molecular function: ADP binding.
AUGGAUGAAGAGCAAUUGGACCUGGAUGUGAUGCAAAACUGGAUUAAAGAUCUUAAAGAUGCAGCUUACGAUGCAGAGGACUUGGUGGACAGACUGGCAACCGAAGCUUAUCUGAGGCAGGACCAGGUAUCGCUCCCCCGAGGUAUGGAUUUCCGCAAAAUAAGGAGCCAAUUUAACACAAAGAAACUCAACGAAAGGUUUGACCAUAUUAGAAAAAAUGCAAAGUUCAUACGAUGUGUUGUUCCAACUGAGGGUGGCUGGACUUCCAUACCCGUCCGACCGGAUAUGUCUACUGAGGGUGGCCGGACUUCCAUAUCCUUUCCACCGGAUAUGUCUACUAUUGUUGGUAGGGAAGACGAUAAGGAGAAAAUAGUAGACAUGUUGCUAGAUAGCAACUACGACACAGAAGUUGGCAUUCCAGUCAUUCGCAUAGUUGGGAUGACGGGUAUGGGAAAAACAACACUUGCUCAACUGGUCUACCUUGACGCUAGGGUAGUGAAACGUUUUAAGGAAAACAGAAUAUGGGUUUGUGUCACCGUGAAUUUUGACCUCUCUAGGAUUCUUAGAGAUAUCAUGAUGAGGUCUAAUCCUAACAUAAACCAUACAAAUUCAUCCCUCAACCAGUUAUGUGAGGAUUUUCAAAAAUUUGUACGUGGAAAAUGUUUUUUACUCGUUCUAGAUGAUGUCUGGACUGAUCAUGAUGAGGAAUGGAAGAGGCUUCUAGAUCUCCUACGGGAAGGGGCAAAGCAGAGUAGAGUUCUGGCCACCAGUCAAAAGACUGAAGUUUGCCAUGUCCAGUACAUGCAAAUUACUCACAACUUGAACUUUUUGUCGUACGACGACUGCUGGUCUUUGUUUCAACGAACUGCAUUUGGACAAGACGAUUGUCCAUCCCAACUAGUCGAAUCUGGAACCAGAAUCGUCCGCAAGUGUCAGAAUUUGGCUUUGGCAGUAAAGGCAAUGGGAAGCUUUCUGGGCCGCAAUCUUGAUCCAAAAAAAUGGCGAAGAAUCUCAGAACUUGACAUAUGGGAAGCUGAGAAGGGGGAGCCCAAAUCUACGAGCCCCAGCAUUUUCCCCGCGCUGAAAGUGAGUUAUAAUCAUCUCCCUUCUCAUUUAAAGCCACUGUUUUGCUACUGUUCCAUAUUUCCAAAGGGGUAUUCAUUCGAUAAGAAGGAGUUGGUUCAAUUAUGGAUAGCGGAAGAUUUAAUCCAGUUCCAAGGACAAAAAAGGAUGGAGGAGAUAGCAGGUGAAUAUUUCAACGAGUUGCUAACCAGAUCCUUCUUUCAAAGUCCAGACGUAGACAGGAAAAGGUACAGGAUGCAUGAUCUUUUCCACAAUCUGGCACAAUCAAUUUCUGGUCCCUAUUCUUGCCUAGUGAAGGAGGAUAACACGCAAUAUGAUUUCUCUGAACAAACUCGUCAUGUGUCAUUGAUGUGUAGAAAUGUGGAGAAACCUGUCCUGGAUAUGAUUGAUAAAUCAAAGAAAGUGCGCACACUUCUACUCCCCAGCAAUUAUUUGACAGAUUUUGGCCAAGCUCUAGAUAAAAGGUUUGGCAGAAUGAAAUACAUCCGUGUGUUGGAUCUGAGUUCAAGUACAAUUCUUGAUGUACCAAAUUCAAUCCAAGAGUUGAAGCUGUUGCGCUAUCUCAACCUCUCCAAAACUGAAAUCAGAAGUCUCCCCGCCUUCCUCUGCAAACUCCAUAAUCUGCAAACCCUACUACUGUUAGGGUGUGUUUUUCUUUUAAAAUUGCCCAAGAACAUUGCCAAGCUAAUAAACUUGAGACAUCUUGAACUAGAUGAAGUGUUCUGGUACAAAACCACAAAGUUGCCACCAAAUAUUGGGAGCUUAACCAGUCUGCAGAACUUGCAUGCAUUUCCAGUUUGGUGCGGCGAUGGAUAUGGGAUUAAAGAACUGAAGGGCAUGGCAAAGCUUACGGGAUCAUUGCGUAUUUCAAACCUUGAGAAUGCAGUGAAUGCAGGUGAGGCAAAAUUGAAUGAAAAAGAAAGCCUUGAUAAACUUGUGUUGGAAUGGAGCAGCCGAAUUGCUUCCGCACUAGAUGAAGCAGCAGAAGUGAAGGUGCUUGAAGAUUUACGGCCCCACUCAGACCUCAAAGAGCUCCACAUUUCUAAUUUUUGGGGUACCACAUUUCCACUUUGGAUGACAGACGGGCAGCUCCAAAAUCUGGUAACUGUUUCCUUGAAAUAUUGUGAAAGAUGUAAAGCCCUUUCACUCGGUGCGCUACCCCACCUUCAAAAACUCAACAUUAAAGGGAUGCAGGAGUUGGAGGAACUAAAGCAAUCAGGGGAGUACCCAUCCCUGGCUUCCUUAAAGAUCAGUAAUUGCCCCAAGCUGACAAAGUUGCCAUCCCACUUUCGUAAGCUAGAAGAUGUGAAGAUCAAAGGUUGCAACUCUCUCAAGGUCCUUGCCGUAACCCCAUUUCUGAAAGUCCUAGUGCUUGUCGACAAUAUUGUUCUGGAAGAUUUGAAUGAAGCGAAUUGUUCCUUCUCUAGUCUCUUGGAAUUGAAGAUUUAUGGUUGCCCAAAGCUGGAGACCUUACCACAAACAUUCACACCAAAGAAGGUAGAGAUUGGUGGCUGCAAGUUACUGAGAGCUCUCCCAGCCCCAGAGUCCUGCCAACAACUUCAGCACUUACUUCUGGACGAAUGUGAGGAUGGAACAUUAGUGGGCACAAUCCCAAAGACCAGUUCUCUAAACUCUUUGGUCAUUUCAAACAUCUCAAACGCAGUCUCUUUCCCAAAGUGGCCUCAUCUUCCUGGUCUCAAGGCUUUGCACAUCCUUCAUUGCAAAGAUCUAGUUUAUUUUUCCCAAGAAGCAUCACCAUUCCCAAGUUUGACCUCACUUAAAUUUCUGUCCAUCCGAUGGUGCUCCCAACUUGUAACAUUGCCUUAUAAAGGGCUCCCCAAAUCCCUAGAAUGUUUGACUCUUGGUUCCUGCCACAAUCUCCAGUCCCUUGGUCCUGAUGAUGUGUUGAAGAGCCUCACCUCCCUCAAGGAUCUUUACAUCAAGGAUUGCCCCAAACUCCCCUCAUUACCGAAGGAGGGUGUUUCUAUUUCCCUUCAACAUUUGGUAAUUCAAGGAUGUCCCAUUCUAGUGGAGCGCUGCACAGAGGAUGAUGGAGGAGGACCAGAUUGGGGAAAGAUCAAGGACAUAACUGACCGAGAGAUUGGUUCCACUGAAGUAUCAUCAUCCCUCGAUUUGUCAAACCAAAUUCAAGAUCACCCAAAAGCAUCUUCAACUCGUUGGCAUCAUCCUUUUGUGAAGUACUGGAAAGGUUAG